Lineus longissimus is the source of this 1611-nucleotide messenger RNA. RefSeq lists its product as uncharacterized. The transcript is spliced from 11 exons. NCBI's taxonomy places the organism in Eukaryota, Metazoa, Nemertea, Pilidiophora, Heteronemertea, Lineidae. The coding region runs from base 1 to 1611 and encodes 536 amino acids. The record is from RefSeq and is a predicted model, not a curated record.
AUGGAUUUUUGCGAAGCACUGAAGCUAAUCUAUCACCAUUUUGUUGUUACAGAUAACCCAAUUCUUCAAGAUGUGUACAAGGUGCUAAUCAACGAAUCCUUUGAAGAAUACCGGUACUUCGUGCAUCAGAUGAAUACAUUAUCAGGCAUCAGCCCCAAUUUUAGUGAGCGGCUGUUUGAAUGCCCAGCAUGCCCACAGCUCCAAGAGCUGCUCCCCAGUCAUCUUCUAUCGGUGACUGGUGAGAGCAAGAACCCCUACGGGCGGGGCGGACUCUACUCCCCGUACAAAAGCGUGGCAAAACCAAAACACGAAGGCUUAUACUUCCUUGACCAAGAUGAGGUGGAUAAAUUUGUGAGGUCCAGUGACAUUUCUGAGCCAAACAAAGAUGUUGACUGCAAUGAAUUCAAAGCUGGCAGUAAUAUACGUUCAAAGGGAAGGUAUUACAAACUAGACGAAACUGCAGUGUUUGGGGCUUCGUGCAGGCAUGACUUCCCCCAAAUGAUGUUCAGCUUGAAACAUGGCGAACGGCUUUCCUACCCAGUUUAUCUCCUGCAGCAGCUAAUGGAAAAGUAUGGUACAUCAGAUAUUUCCUUCAUGUAUGACAUUUCGUGCAUGUUUGAAAGUUACAUAAAGAAACACCACAGUGAUAUUUCUCUUGAUGCUGUGAAAAUGGGAAUUCCCAUUUUCCAUGCCUACGGACACAAGUGGGAUUGCCAGGUGCGUUACAGCCCACGAAGGCUCCCUGGUUUUGGUCUGACAGAUGGUGAAAGUCUAGAAAGACUGUGGUCCUAUCUCCGGAGCUUUUCAAAAAUUGCCAAAGAGAUGACACCCAGCCAUCGCAUUGAUACGCUGACUGAUGCCCUCAUACACUAUGCAAACAGGAAACAGCUGAAAAUUGGCACUUUCCUUCGCACAAAGAUUGACAGGGCUAAGGAUCAGUUGGCAGCUGCUGGUGAGGAAUUGUCAUCCCUACUCAGAGUUAUGCAAGUGUCUGUCACUGAUGUACGAGACCAUAGCUUGAGGGAGGCUAAUCGGCUUUCAACAAACCAGGCUCUGUCCGGGAAAGAGAAGACUCUACACCUACUUCAUAAGCAUUGUAGUGAAAGGAAAAUUCUCCUUGAAACAAAGAAGAAGUAUGCAGAUGGCCAGGCAGUUGCAAUCAAGUUGCAACGAAGCAUAGCAAGGACAAAUGCGCAGAUCAGAAAGUAUUUGGAUGAUCUAACCAAGAAGUUUGAUUCGACUCUAACCUUCGAAAAAGCCGUCAGUUGUGAGUUCUUAAUAGGGCCUGAUGCCCGAGGAUAUCGUCAUGCGGAGGAAACACUGUGCCUGAAGGAGAGGGUGGAAGAAGAAAUCUCGUUAGUCAGUAAAGAAAUCCUGAAUGUUGCUAAGGUUUUCUGUGAGAGGCACAAUCACUUAACCGAAUCAUUAGCACGAGUGGCCUCCAAAUCGCAUUGCAAGUUGAUGCAAGGAAAAAUGAGUUUGAUAUCUUCAAAGAUUGUGUCUGUAGAGCGGGAGUUCUCCUUAUUACAGCAGUCCUGUGGUAGUAUUGUCCCUAUCAUUCCAGACUUCCAGUCAUAUUCUCAGACACUCAAAACAACUUCCCUCAGGUAA